Messenger RNA from Sinocyclocheilus anshuiensis, 2898 nucleotides. Its product is annotated as protein FAM65C-like. The record is from RefSeq and is a predicted model, not a curated record. The coding region runs from base 274 to 2805 and encodes 843 amino acids. The transcript is spliced from 19 exons. NCBI's taxonomy places the organism in Eukaryota, Metazoa, Chordata, Actinopteri, Cypriniformes, Cyprinidae.
UAGGAGAAAGCUAGUCGCAUUUAAUGCAUUCAGUCACUUCGUUUUUCGCUCUGUACAAGCAGCUUCUCAGAAUUAGGUGUCAUCUCUGGCUGCUGGAGAAACACACGCUAUCAGGAGUCAACAGACAUCUGCUGCUGCAACACACACACGCAUACACACACACACACACACGCAUGCACGCUACUGCAGAGAUGAGCACAAAUGUGCGUUUGCUUAGUUGUCAGACGUAACCCGGCUCUGGAAUAGAAGAGCUCUGAAGCAGGUGGAGGCGAGAUGUCAGUAAAGCUGAAGUUUGAUUGUCCGGCUGACGGCGGCAUGGUGCAGCGGAGCCGCUCCUUCACUGGAGUAAACACACUCGGUGGCCGGAGAAGACUUUCCUCGGCUCGUAGCUCUCUCCGCACAAAAGUCGUAGCAGGGAAAUCUCCCAGAAUCCCCUCCUCGAGUCGGGUGGGCAGCAGCGUCUGGGGGCAACAGCCUGAGCAGGUGGACAAAAUCUUCCAGGCUUUGAGGAAAGGGCUCAAGGACUACUUGGAAAACCAUCAAACAGAGCUGGACUUCCUGUCAUCCCAGCAGAGAGACACAAAGAGGAACUCCAGACUGGCUUUUUUCUAUGACCUGGAAAAGGUGUUGAUCCGGCUGGGCCGACAGAGGUGGAGAAUCAGAGGGCGAAUCCAGACUGAUGACAGACAGCUGUGGGAUGAAGAAGAGAUGGUCUUCCUCCCUCACAUCCAUGGGAACUUUAAGAUUAAGGUAACAGAGGUCAAGGGGUUGAGCUCUAUCCUGGUCGGCAUGGUAACGUGCAGGAGUGCAGAUUUUUUCACAACACGGCCGCAGAUGAUGGUUGUGGACAUUACAGAGCUGGGAACCAUCAAGCUACAGCUAGAGGUGGUUUGGAAUCCAUUUGAUAGCUGUGAGGUGAGGCCUCUCACAGCGUCCGCCAGCCGACAGUCCAUCCACAGCAGAAAGGGAUCCGUAUAUAGCUGGACGCCUCCCAACACACCCAGUUUCACUGAGAAAUACUUUCUAUCUAUGAUGCGUCAGAUGCAGGAUGCGGAUGCCUCUUUCUCCAUUGGCUCACGUGAAUCGAGGGGCGUGUCUUUACUCAGCUACCUGGCUGACUCCACCCAGGCACCCAGUCCUCCUGCCUAUGAGAAGACAAGCGACCCACCAACCAAACACCACCCUGUUCUAGACGCUAAAUUACAGGAUGACGAGCUACUGAAGACGCCCACAGAAGACGCUGAGGAGAGUGUGGAAUGGCCAUCAGAGACUGACACAGCUUCGCCCAGUCCUGCGGGCAGCAAGCGAGACUCCAUAUUCCUCUUCCACCGCUACAGCACGCCUGACAUCCUCAAGCAAAAUGGAGAGGUGACCCCCAGCACAGAGACGACGGCCCCGGAUGAGGCCCCUGAAGAGGAGACCUUGUUCAAGCAGGGAAUUGAAGACAGACUCCUGGUGAAGGACAGCAAAGCGGGCAGAGCACAGAAGAGAGCUGUGGCUAAGAGAGUCAGUUCACUGCUAGACGAUCUGAAUACAGAGCUGGAGGAAAUGAGCAACGCAGAGACAUUAAAGAAGCUAGAUCUGCAGAUACGCCAGCUGAACGAGGUCUUGAAGAAGGACCUCGACCCUCCACAGAUGCCCUCAUCUCAGACACUAGCAGUAGAGGAAGAGGAAGUGCUGGGCAGUUUCGACUUCCUCUCUGCAGAUUGUAAUGAAGAUGAAAUAUCAAAUAUGGGCAGCAUCAGACUUGGGUACACUGGCACGGGUGAAGAAGAGGUCAGACAGAGAGGAGGCGCUGCAGUAAAUCCGUCACUCAGCACAGGGGUCUACAGUCUGGAUCAAGCUCUUGAAACCCACCUCAGUGUCUGCACAGUGCUGCUGGGGGCUCUGAAGUGUUCUGACUCCGAUCUUGUGCACAAAGACGUGAUGGAGGAGCUCUCGCGACAAGUUGACGUACUGGAAAAAAUUGCCACUCUGUCGCAGAGGAUGAUAGAGGAGAUCUCAGUGUCAGAAUUGUUGGCCAGAGCUCCUAAGGGGAUUGAAGUAUUUUGGAAGGAGUGCUGCGAGAGUGACUCGCCUUUCUGCUGCUCCACGGAUGGGUUUCUCAGGACACUGCGCAAACAGUACAUCCACAAAGUCAAAGCCAAACAGCCAGGCCAGGCUGAUGCAGUUUUCAGUCAGUUGCUGCAUCAGGUGCAGUGCAGCUGUAUGAUGGCGUCUGUGACUCAGCGCACUACAGACCGAGUGACUGUGUUUCAGCUGUUAGUCUACCUCAACAGAUGGAGUAUCACUGACUUUGGGGAGCACAUCUCUCUCCUCUCUAAAGAAGUGUAUCUGAUAGCCAGUCUGGAGAGUCCCAAGAGGAGGCGAGCUCUGAAAAAGCUGAAAGGCAAGCGCAUCUCUGAGCUGCAGCCGACGGGACGCACCCUCCAGCUCCUGGCCAAGCUCCAGACAGACGCCAAUCACAAGGUGGCUUCAGCGGCCACGUCCUGCCUCAGCAGGGCCUCCCGGUCCAAAUCCUUCAGGGCAAAGGCAGUGGUUCACUACACAGAUCUGCUGAGAAACAGCAUCACACAUGUGCGGCAUGAGGCCUGUCUGGCUCUGAAAUGUCUAAAGGGCUCAGAGAGCGCAGAGCAGGUGGCUGAACUGUGGCGCUCCACAGAUGAAGAUCUGAGGAACGCCGCACGGGAGACCGUACUUUCCUUCGGAAAGAAAGGUCACGUGGCAUUCCAGCGUAUGGACCAGAUCUAUGAGCUACAGGACGAGGCUUACAAGAACCUGGAAACAGAAAUCACAAUCUUAUAGGAAGACCACAAACCCAAUCUGUUACCUGAUUGGAUGGUGCUGAGAGACUGUGAGGUUUUGAUUGAACACGUUUUAUCUGUGUGUACGCAUAUU